GACUCGCACUUGACCGGUCUUAUUCAUUAAUCUAUCUGAAUAACAUGAAAUAAUCCUUAUUAUUAAAAUGUAGGUAAACAUUAACAUAAUAAAACAUUAGGAAUGAAAAUUAAUUGUGAGUAUCCUAAAACUUUUUCGACAUGAUAGGCAACCUACAACAGACACGAUACGGUGUGUAUAUAUACUGCAAAUUUAUUUCGAUACAAUCAGUUAUCUCUGAACUGUCAAAGAUGAUCGCCACACUUCUACCGAUCACGCUAUUUUUAAUAGCGUAUUCUUUAUACCUCUUUACCAGAAGAAAAUUCUCAUAUUGGGAGAAGAAAAAUAUUCCGCAUCUACCACCAACAACGAUCUUUGGUAACUAUUCAAGUUUUAUGUUGCUGAAGGAAAACUUGGGAGAAAGUACCAGAAAAUUAUGUGCGAAAUUCCCAAAUGCACCGCUCAUCGGCGCUUACUAUGGAACGGAACCUUCUCUCAUCGUCCAGGACCCGGAGCUGAUCAAACUGAUUACCACAAAAGACUUCCACAUCUUCAAUGGCCGUGAAGUUUCAGAACACACUCACAAGGAAAUGUUAACACGCAACCUCUUCUUUACUUAUGGCGACAGGUGGAAGGCUCUGCGACAAAAUCUUUCUCCUAUUUUCUCCUCUUCCAAGAUGAAAAGUAUGUUCUCCUUGAUCGGAAAAUGUUCCUUUGUAUUUGAAGACAUGCUGGACCGAGAAAUUGGGAGCUCGAGCGUUAUCGAUGUGAGGACAAUACUGGCUCGUUUUACAAUGGAUUGUAUUUGUACCUGCGCAUUUGGAGUGGACGCACAAACUAUGGUGAAAACGGAAAACAACGUUUUCAAACACAUGGGCGACGUCAUCAUGGAUGCUUCAUCGACUGCUGCAUUGAAAAAUAUUUUCAGAGCUAUUUGGCCCUCGAUUUUCUACGGUUCAGGAUUUCGAGUAUUUUCGAAAGAUAUUGAUAAUUUCUUCAGUAAAUUGUUAACCAAUAUUUUUGAAACUCGAAAUUAUCAGCCUUCAAACCGAAAUGAUUUCAUCGAUUUCAUGCUGAAGAUGAAGAAAAAUAAUUUAGUUGGAGACAGUUUGAAGAACUCGAACCCAGAGACAGUAUCCAAAGUAACUGUAGAGAUAGACGAUGAGUUUUUGGUAGCCAAUUGUGUCCUUUUCUUCGUCGCAGGCUAUGAUACGUCAUCGACUGAAUUAUCAUUUACAUUGUUUGAAUUAGCAAAGAACCCUGAAAAGCAAGCUAAGGUAAUCGAAGAAGUAGAUGCCUACUUGCGUCGUCACGAUAACAAGUUGGAGUAUGAAUGCGUUGCGGAAGUCCCGUACCUAGAAGCAUGUGUGGACGAAGCGAUGCGCCUGUACCCGGUACUGGGUGUGGUAAGCCGCGAGGCUCAGGAGAACUACAUGUUUCCUUCGGGACUGACAAUAGAGAAGGGCAUGCGUGUACAUAUACCGCUAUAUCGUCUACACACCAACCCUGAUUUCUUCCCCGACCCACUGGAAUACCGACCGGAGCGGUUUUACGGCGAAGAGAAGCGCAACAUCAAGCCCUACACGUAUAUGCCAUUCGGUGAAGGUCCCAGGACUUGUUUAGGAAUGAGAUUCGCUAGAAUGCAGAUGGCGGCUGGGCUCAUAACGAUUUUUAAGAAAUAUAGAGUGGAAUUAGCACCGGGUAUGAAAACACAUCUAGACUUCAAUCCAACAUCAUUGAUCACAGCGUCAACUAAAGAUAUCAGACUGAAGUUCAUUGAACGGGAAGGAUGGCAAACUAGGCUCUUAGCAAAGUAAAUAAAAUACUUGAAUAGAUAUAGUAAUGGAAUGUUCGAUACUAAGUGAGCAUUUCGUUUUUAUUUUAGUUUACUAUUUACAUGUUUUACUUUGAUGUUUAUAAAAGCACGUUUUGCAGUAGCAGUGAAUAAAUUUGUGGCUUUGGAUACUACCUAAAUAUUCUACGAAAUUGCAAUUAGUUAAAUUAAUUGGCCCGAGCAAAGGUAAACAAGUGCUCUCGCAAGCUGCGAAGUUUUAGUUGAACAUUUAGAUAGGAGUCUUGAGCAGCAUUCAGGGCCCCGAUUCUGCUAUUUUACAAUGGCCGAUGAAUGAAUAGCAAUUGGAUUAAAUGUGAAAUGAUUCCUAUUCUCUUAAGCAUUUUGCCAAUACAAUAAUUGGAAGUUUACUCGGGUGUACCGUCCGGUAUUGAAUAAUUUAUAACUAUUGUGCAGCAAAAGCUUUAAGAGAAUACGAAAUUGUCAUUUUAAUCCAAAUUUCAUUUAUUCAUCGGCUAUUGUAAAUAGCAGAAUUAGGGCCCAGAUGUAUGGUAGGGUGCAACUUACGACUCUACAAUCUAGGUGUAAUAGAUUUUUGCUACUUAUGUGUUAUUUAGAAUUACGUUUUUUCAUGGAAAUAAACAGAUUUAAUUUUU
Trichoplusia ni (cabbage looper) is the source of this 2427-nucleotide messenger RNA. Its product is annotated as cytochrome P450 6B5-like. The transcript is spliced from 2 exons. The coding region runs from base 141 to 1796 and encodes 551 amino acids. NCBI's taxonomy places the organism in Eukaryota, Metazoa, Arthropoda, Insecta, Lepidoptera, Noctuidae. Gene Ontology annotation, molecular function: monooxygenase activity; iron ion binding; oxidoreductase activity, acting on paired donors, with incorporation or reduction of molecular oxygen. The record is from RefSeq and is a predicted model, not a curated record.